GGAUUCGAAGAAGAAGGCGAUUGUUCAAAUGGUGUUUGUGUUUGUGUAAUGUAUUUGCACUUGUGCUACACUCACACACACAGACAUACACAGUAAUCGUGUCAAAAGCAAUAUGGUGCCGCAAGUGAAAAAGCAUUUCUAGUAUAUAGUAUUUUACCAACAAAGCGUCAAAACAGUCUGUUUCAAAAGAAUAAAUCAAGGGUAUCGAUAAUAAAUUGCAAUUAAACCCAUCGCAACAAACAAUGUGUGAACCACAUAAAAAAGGGCACAAAGUUUUUAUGUUUGACAUAAAGGUUUCAUCGAAAGUGUCAAAACUUCUUUACAUUUGUGGUUGGUUCUUAAUUCUCUACUAUUCCGGAUGGAUUUCAAGUUCAUUUGUCGCAGCUGAUAAACAUUCAUUUGGACCGAGCGAUUUUAAGGGCGAAGUCAUUUUGAAUCGAAACAUUUUUGAACGAAACACAACGAUUCCAACAAAUUAUACCAUUAUCUAUAAAUAUGUGUUAAACAAAUUGGCCGGAGUGAUAACAUUUAUUGAAUUUGAUGUGGCGAAUUGUGUGAGUACCGGAAAGGUUGAAUUGAAGUUAAAUCAAGGAGAAAGAGAAGAAACCGUUGUCACAGCAAAUUUACAUGUAACGAAUUGUGAACAUCUCCAUGUGAAUGCUCGAAUACUCGGUUCUGAAGCAUCGGCUACAAGCCAACUGGCAAUCGAUCCGCAAAGAGCCGAAAUAUAUGGUGAUAAACUCUUUGAACCAAAAUCAUUUGCAUUCAUUUAUGCGCACAACGAAACUACUACGGUGGAUCGAUUCUUCAAGAUUGGUCAACGUCAAGCAAACGAUACGGUGCUCACAUUCGAUGAAAUCGUUGUCAAUAAUGAAUACAACAAUUUUCCCCAAUACGAAAUUGAUUAUAACGAUCCAAAUGCGUACAUAACACAAAUUGAGUUCCAGUUCAAUUCGCCAACUGCAACAGCAUUCUUGAAUAGUUCGUUUAUUCAACCGCAUAGUUUCAGUGCAAUCGUUUAUGAUCUGAAUCGACCACAAUUUACCGUAAAUUUCAAUGUAUAUGGAUACCAGGCUAGCGAAAAACCGACACAAUACAAGUCAAUCUUAACCGUUUAAAUGCAUUAGCCAUCGAGAACAAGAACAUAUCAGUGCCACACUAUCUACACACACACACGGUGCAAACAUAUGGUAAAACAAUAACUGCAAAUCAGAUGACAAUUCAACAAGCUACAAUAUCAUACGGACAAGCAGCGAGCAGUCGUCAGCCAUACCUCAAGCGAAGCCAAAAUAAAAAGAAAAUACUUUCCGCUUUGCAGACAAAAUUGUUCAGUUUUUUUUAUUUCUUUUUUCGUUAUUGUUAUUGUUGUUUUCAUAAAAUAUCAUACAUUUCUACAUUUUAUGGCAGAUUAAA
This is a messenger RNA of Contarinia nasturtii (swede midge), 1413 nucleotides long. RefSeq lists its product as uncharacterized. The transcript has 4 exons. NCBI's taxonomy places the organism in Eukaryota, Metazoa, Arthropoda, Insecta, Diptera, Cecidomyiidae. The coding region runs from base 243 to 1118 and encodes 291 amino acids. The record is from RefSeq and is a predicted model, not a curated record.